CACAGUCCAAGACAGGCAGAGGAGAGAGACUGUUCUCAGUCUAGGAAAAAAAUGCUUAUCCCUUCCUUAGAAUAUUUUGUCUGUGAAGAAAGACAUUGUGAUGAAGCCCCAGAGAGAAGGGCAGUGUUGGAUGGUGACACUCUAAGGACCAGACCGGAAGUAACUGAUGGUCUAACCAGUCAACAAGUGGGCGGGGAAUCCCUCCCAGAGAAGCGUGGCUGCAGCAACCUCCCUGCUUUGGAGGAGGGCGGGAGGCGGGGUAAGUCUGGUGGGAAACGCUGUAAUUUCCUUUUUUACUUUCAAGGCAAUAGUGCAGAAUCCAGAAUGGAUGUCCUCUUUGUAGCCAUCCUUGCUGUGCCACUCAUCCUGGGACAAGAAUAUGACGAUGAAGAAGUACUGGAAGAAGAUGACUAUUACCAGGUGGUCUAUUAUUACACAGUCACUCCCAACUAUGAUGAUUUUGGUGCAAAUUUCACUGUUGAUUACUCUAUGUUUGAGUCGGAGGACAUACUGAACAGGUUGGAUAAGGAGGUAAUGGAAGCAGCAGAGACUACCAUUAGUCAUGAAACAGACCGUGCAGACCAUCAGAAGCCUGUAACUGUGAAACAUGUGACAGUGGAAUCAGGUCCAGAUCUGAACGAUGCUGUAUCCAGUCUGCAGAAUCCUGUUCCCCUCCUCCUGUCCUGGGCCCUCGUUCAGGGGGGGAUGUAUUUCAUGUAGAAGGAGAGGGAAGGCUGCUACAACUCGGAUGGGGAUUUGGGAAGAGGAAAUUGGAAGAUAAAAUAAAUACAUGAAAUAAUCCGGUUA
Vicugna pacos (alpaca) is the source of this 807-nucleotide messenger RNA. It is a transcript of the gene C21H1orf54, whose product is annotated as chromosome 21 C1orf54 homolog. NCBI's taxonomy places the organism in Eukaryota, Metazoa, Chordata, Mammalia, Artiodactyla, Camelidae. The record is from RefSeq and is a predicted model, not a curated record.